Pogoniulus pusillus (Red-fronted tinkerbird) is the source of this 3847-nucleotide messenger RNA. RefSeq names its product zinc finger protein 800 (gene ZNF800). The coding region runs from base 165 to 2222 and encodes 685 amino acids. The record is from RefSeq and is a predicted model, not a curated record. The transcript is spliced from 6 exons. Lineage: Eukaryota; Metazoa; Chordata; Aves; Piciformes; Lybiidae.
AUAGUCACUUCCUGCCCCUGUGCCCAUCCGGCUCCGGGGUCAGCGGUCGCCGCUCUGGCGGGACAGGGGAGAAUAAAGUUUUAUUCGGGGAGAGGGAAGCCGGCCGUCCUCUCCCAGAAACGAGCUGCUGGAUGUAGAAGGAAAGUAGGCCUUGCGCACGGAAGAUGCCUCUAAGGGACAAGUGUUGUCAGACUGACCACCAUCAUCAUGGAUGCUGUGAACCAGUGCAUCUGCUGGAACCUGGUGAUCCUCCGCUAUUACAGCAGCCUCUGCAAACGUCAAAAUCUGGCAUUCAACAAAUCAUUGAGUGUUUUCGAUCAGGAACUAAACAACUCAAGCAUAUCUUGUUAAAAGAUGUGGACACCAUUUUUGAAUGUAAAUUGUGCCGGAGUCUCUUCAGAGGAUUACCAAAUUUAAUUACUCAUAAAAAGUUCUAUUGUCCUCCAAGUCUCCAGAUGGAUGAUAACCUUCCAGAUACAAAUGAUAAACAGAGUCGAGCCAUAAAUGACCUCCUGGAAGCAAUCUAUCCAAGGGUAAAUAAACAAGAAUAUGUAAUUAAAUUGCAGCCUAUAGAAACAAAUCAGAAUGCUGUAUUUCAGUAUGUAACAAGAACUGAUAGUCUAAAUGAGAACACAGAAUGUAAUAAUACAUCUGAUCAAGCUCCAGUACAGGAACCCAUCACUGAGCAACAGAAGACUGUUUCAGCUCCAGUUCCAGUCCCGGCUGGGGAGACUGUAGAAUUACCUCCUGCUGAUCCUGCUACAAACAAGGUGAUACCUACUCCUGAAGAACAGCCUCCCCCAGUAAAUCCUGAUAUGGACUCUCUGGGUAAUUCUGAUUUUGGCCACCAGUUGAUAUGUUGCCUUUGUAGGAAAGAAUUUCAUUCUAGACGCAGUGUACGCCGUCACAUUCGUAAAGUGCACAAAAAAAAGAUGGAAGAACUAAAGAAGUAUAUAGAAACUAAAAAGAUACCAAACCAGUGCUCUGCAAAAGGACGAAAUAAAAAUGUUCUUGUAACUUUAGGUAGAAGUUGUCCUGUAUGUUACAAAUCAUUUGCUACAAAAGCCAAUGUAAGGAGGCAUUUUGAUGAAGUUCACAGAGGAUUAAGACGGGAUUCCAUUACUCCUGAUAUAGCUACAAAGCCUGGGCAACCUUUGUUCUUGGAUACUGUUUCUGCUAAAAAAUCUUUUAAGACCAGAAAACAAAAGUCAUCUUCAAAAGCUGAAUACAAUUUAACUGCAUGCAAAUGCCUUCUGUGCAAGAGAAAAUACAGUUCUCAAAUAAUGCUGAAAAGGCACAUGCAAAUUGUUCACAAGAUAACUCUUUCUGGAAAGAACUCUAAAAGAGAGAAAGGACCCAGCAAUACUGCCAAUGGCACAGAAAUAAAAGUAAAAGUUGAACCAGCAGAUUCUGUAGAACCUUCACCCCUUUCCAUUGCCCUUUCUCCACAGAAUGAAUCAAAGGGAACAAAUCAUUCAAACGAGAAAAAGAGCACACCAUCAGCACAGAAAAAUAAAGUUAAACAGGACUCUGAAAACCCUAAAUCAACCUCUAAAUCAACUGCUAAAUCCGCCUCUAAAUCAGCUACUAAAUCAACCUCUAAACCAACCAAUGCUUCUGCUGCAGGUGGCCAGCAAAAAACCAGGAAGCCAAAACUUUCAGCUGGCUUUGACUUCAAGCAGCUUUACUGUAAACUCUGUAAACGCCAAUUUACUUCUAAGCAGAACUUGACAAAGCACAUCGAGUUGCACACAGAUGGAAAUAACAUUUAUGUUAAAUACUACAGAUGUCCCCUCUGCUCUUACGAAACACGUCGCAAACGAGAUGUGAUAAGGCAUAUAACUGUAGUUCAUAAAAAGUCACCACGCUACCUUGGGAAAAUAACUGCAAGUUUGGAAAUCAGAGCAAUAAAAAAGCCAAUUGAUCUUGUUCUGAAUAAGGUGACAAAAAGGGGCCCUCAGAGAGAUGAAACAAAACAGAUUGCUUCAAAACAGGAUGCUAUUUCUAAUUCUCCCAAUAAAAAGUAUGAAGGAGCUGAUGUUGGCAUUGAAGUAAAAGUAACAAAAAACUUUUCUCUGCACCGAUGCAAUAAAUGUGGGAAAGCCUUUGCCAGAAAAGCUUUUCUAGAACACCAUAAGAAAACGCACAAAGCAAAUGUAUCUCAUUCUCCUGAAGAAAAUAAAACCAAAGGCAGAAGUACAAGAUCAAAAGCUGUUGUCUGAUGGGUUCAAGUGAAGUUCAGAAAGUUUGGAGUUCAGUUGAAUGAAAAGGACUUUAGUUUGUUGGAACCUCUGAUAUCUUGGUAGUGGUACUAUAAGGAGGAAACGUUUUUGUAAGCUGUUGUUUUCUUACUAAAUUAAUAACCAUUCUGACAGUAGGACAGUGCUUCCUCCCAAUAUACUGGAGUAGUUGAAAUGCACACGUGGUUCUAAAUAAGCAGUUAUCUCUAUGCAGCUGAAGUUUGACACAGUGUAGAACAAGCAGUGAAAAGAAAAAAAAUACAGAGCCAAAGUUAAUGAACAACAGCUUUGGAAAAAGAUUUUUUUGUUCCUUGUUUAGGAAAUCAUUAUCAGAGAGCUUACUGUAUGUACUGGUCCUCCCUGGUAGUACUAAUUGAUGUACAGUUCUGAUUUUUUCCUGAUAUCCUACUUUGGCAGAUGCUGUAUUAUAAACUGUUUUAAAUUUAUUACAAGUGAAUGUACGAGAGCAAACAACGUAGUGUGUAUUGGCUGAAUUGUACUAAUUUUUUGUGUUUGCCAUAACAUCAGUUUGUUCUUAAUUGACUGAUUUCCCAGUUGUGGGGUAUUCUGAAUUUCACUGUACUGAAGUUGCUUCUAAGAUCUCCAUUUUGUUUCCGUAUGUGGUUCAUAGGAAAACUUUGUAAACGUCUAGGAAGUUUACAAGAAUAUCCACAUUCCUUUUUAAUUUUUUAUGAAAAAAAUAUACACAAGCACUUUAAUGAUAGUUGCAGUUUAUUUUUUCAGUUUAUUUUUUGAAUGAUCAACACACUAAUGUUAAUAUGAAGGUAGUGAAUAUUGCUGAUGUAUUAUAGACAGACAAUCUGUGCACAACCACUUAUAAUGUUAGGAUAUUUCAUUAAAUAUUAAUAAAAAGGGAGGAUAGUAUGGGAGAAACUCAAAAUAUUAUUUCUCUCAAGAUCACAGAUGACCACUAUAGGUAGCACUUGACUUUGUAUAAUUUUAAAAAUGUUUUAGAUACAUUUUUUUAACCUUUUAAUGAAGAUUAUAGUAAAACAGUUGCAUGCCUACCAUUAUGAAAUUCUUGGCAGGUUUCAUGCAUCAGUGGUUUGGGUUACCUUUGUUUUGGUUCGGUUGUUACUUUUUAGAAAAUAUUUUGUUUAGUAAUUUGUGUCAAAUUGCUACAACUUGAAAGGUAUUGUACAUCAGAAGAAAUACCAUGUUUUUUAUAUAGGUUCACUCCCUUACUUAGGGAGGUGCCUCAUGUUCAUAUAUACUUUUUUGUAUAAAAUAUAUCUAAAAUGUUGAUCACAAGAUCAGGAGUAAAACUGCUUUUAUGGAUAAAGAAAUAUUUGGCCCUGUUAGUGCAUUGCACUAAAAAUACUGUGAAUGGGAACUGAACUGUAACUGCGGCUCACAAUGUUCUACAUUGAAUGUACAUGCUUUUGUUUGGAUAAAUGUACUGUAUUUGAUGGAAAAUAAAACAGACUGGAAAUCACUUUUAGGGUUUUGUAAACCUGGAAUAUCUUACCCCUCUACAAUUGGAAAUCAGAAUGUUUGCAUUUGUGACAAGUUUUACUCUUUGAUCACUGAAACUAGUAGUUUGUGAUAUUUAGUUGUAAUAAAUGUUACUUGUUUUGUUAUGAAAA